This is a messenger RNA of Osmia lignaria (orchard mason bee), 3368 nucleotides long. RefSeq lists its product as uncharacterized. The record is from RefSeq and is a predicted model, not a curated record. Lineage: Eukaryota; Metazoa; Arthropoda; Insecta; Hymenoptera; Megachilidae.
GUAUGGCCGAAACACACGGUAUGCAUUGAUAUAACGUAACCUUAUUUCGCGAUCGUGAUAUGUCACAAGUAUAUAUAUUUAUAUGACAUAUCGGUAUAUCGAUAAAUAGCCGGGUAUUUGUAAACAUCAGUAUUUAAAAGCGGUUUCGUUUUUUUCUAUGAAAUCUUAAUUUUCUACAAAAUAACAAACGUAAUGCUCGUUUGGCGUACAUCUUUGAAACGAACCUCCAACUUUUGACAGGUUCUUUACUCUUCUUUCAAACAUCAUAUCAGUUAUGAAAGAAUCGUGAAAUUAUGUAAAAUUGUAAAAUCUUAAAAUGUAUACUAAUUAAACAGUAAGCUGUACAAACAGUACUACACAAAAAUGCUUUCAAUUGCUUUCGACGGUUUGAUUAACGUUCAGUCGUUUCAAAUAUUACGCAUAUACACUGAAUGCCUGAAGACGCGUAUUUUAUAACAUAAUUGUACAAAUUGUAAUGUAUAAGUACACAAAAUUUAUAUAUGAAAGUGAAAAAAGUGUGAUAGAGGGAGGAAGGGAAAGAUAAAGACAGAGAUAGAGAGAGAUAAGAAAAAAAUCAAAUACAGGAAAAAAUUUGAAGAAAUUUGAAGAAAUAAGACUACACAUCAGCAGAAAUUUUUAUCCAGUUUUGAUCUUGAGUAUACGACAAACAGAAUUCAUCAAAAUUUCACUGGUAAAAUGUCAAAGACAAAGUGCAUGGAUUCUUCAACAAUGACUUGAUCGAAAGGAACCUCAAGAUACAUGCUGUAACAUGAUACGACCUUUUGUCGAGGAAACUACCUGGUGUUACUGGGUUGUCUCUGUUGGAGCAUUGUUAUCGUUUCUUGGCCUCAUUGUUGCUUGUAUUUGCAGUUGUCGCCGUAAUGAAAACAAGAAUGAAUUUCUUGGCCUUGCUGGAAUGGUAACUCUAAACGAUUCUGACAACGAUGGCAUUAACAGGAUUCCAGUAACAAAUGUCCCAUACGUAUCUACACAAGAUGCUGUUGAAAGUGCAAAAAGAACAACCAGUGCCAAUAGAAGUCUUCCAGAUAUUCCAAAAGACAAGGAAAAGAAAGAUGAAAGUACAGAUGCGUCCGUAUCCCAAAGCAUUUAUGAAACCACUGAAACGAUCGGGGAUCAUUCAGAAUUAUAUGCCACCGUUCGUGAUACAGCGACGAAGGAACGAAUACCGGAAGAGGAGAUACAAGAAAUUUUACACCAAAGGCCUUUGAUUCAAGAAAACUCGGCCGAUCAGUAUUCAAGAUUUACAUCUCCAAAUUCUGACACUGUCGAGCAUCCGUACGCUCAACUUCAAAACGUUCAAAAGACUGAGGUUAAUCAAGCGAUUAGAAGUAACGUGAAACAAAUGAUCGACACCGAGCAACCGUCUACGUCGACGUGUCAAGCUGGAAACGGAAACCCGGUUGCUCCACCGCGAACCCGUCGAUCGUCUUCGCACAAUUCGCUUUUAACUAACGAAACCGCUUCCUAUGACAUUCAAGCGGCUAAUGCCAUAUCAGGUGGAGUACAAGCUAAUCAAGAUCUGCCGUAUAUGACGCCACCGCUUUCGAUGCUAUUACCCCAGUCGUCUCAACCUCGCUCUAACAGUCCGCAACAACAUUUUAGUGGAGACUCUCAGGAUUCGAAAGGAUACACCAGUAUAAGCGUAAGAGAGCCCCUAGCAAACAUCAUGGCGCAAACGAAGACAAUUUGUCGACAAAGUCAAUCUGCCAGACCUCUAACGGAUCCUCAUUAUGCGACGGUGUCGGACGACUCUGACGAGAUGUACGCUGCGAUCGACGAACAAGAGAAAGUGUACACCAGUGGCAGCGAAACGUACGCUCAAAUACAGCCUACCAUGACAGAGGUUCAACGAGUAACGCAAAACGAACAAACAUUGUUUUCUCGAGCUCCGUCACGUUCCGAAGAGACUUACUCCGCUCCGCAACCUCCGAGCGUCGACAGUUUGCGGCACGUCGCGCACGCUCAUUCUAGACAAGCUUCGUCCUCGAGUGCCAACAGUUCAAUCGUAAAUCCUGCAUCGCCUAAACCGGAGAAACGUCAGGCUAAUUCUCCGCUACCACCGCCUCCACCGGUGGAAGGAACGAUGGAAGUGUACGCGUCGAUCGAGAAGAGAACGAAGAACGAAGAACGAUUAAAAUCGAGUCUGUCGAACGAAAAAUCAUUAGAGGAUAUGUACGCGAAGGUGAUGAAGAAAAAGAAAGACGGGGAAGAGCAACAGAACGAAGCGCAUAGUAUUCUGUCUUCGGAGAUUGUUGUCUCUUCUGGUACGUUUCGAAAGCCUAGUCUGGUCGAGAUAAAUAGAGUUUCAUGGUCUAGUCACGAUUCUAUGGAACUGCAAAAGAAGGAGUCCGAAUCCGCCCACUACGCUGCAACAUCGAACAAUUCUAUCGGUAACUUUCAUUCGGACAUUGCCGUUUUGAAAUCGGUCAGGAACAAUGAGAACGCGGACAGCAUAAACUUCGGAGUCGAGCACGGUUACGAGGCGGUCGCGGUUGAUUUGCCGAAAAAUAAUCCAACUACGAUUCGCGAGUCCUGCGAUCCUAAUUACGAGACGCUACGUUCGCAACAGUAUUCAGGGAAAAACGUGGAUUACCAUCAAAGCGCCGGCGUGGCUACGGUAGCCGUAAGAAACGGUACAGACUUACCAACAGCUUACACGGUACCGUUCAAGCCGAGACAAACGAGCAACGCUAGCAGCGAAGAUCCUGGAUACGAAAAGGUGAGAUUGCGGAAGAGAAGAAUCGAGGUGGAUCAAGACACGGACUCGGAACCGAAUUACGAGAGUAUGCCGCACGAUCCAGGUGAACCUAAUUACGCGUCCGUUUGUCGACCAGGCGACAGCGACACGGAUCCCAACUACGAGUCGGUCAAUCACGGUGAUCCGAAUUACGAGAGCGUUAAAUAUUUAAGCGUCGCUCGUACCAACGAGGAACCGCCGUACGAACAAGUGAACUCUUAUAAAACCGAACACAAUCGAGACGGAUACGAGAAAGUGAGAAAGCAGUUGUCCAACACCGAUUACGAAAGGAUAUAUCAGGAUCAUUCUAUGGACCUGAUCGAUAACGGGGAUACCGACGACGAACAAUACGUGCAAGUAUAAUUACUAGGCGGGUUAUAUCAUUGCUUCGAUGAUUCAUUUCGGUUCAUGACCUAAGGAGGCCUAAAAGCUACACUCCAAUCUACGUUAUAUGCGGAUCUGUUAAAUCGACACACAUGUAAAUUGUACGAUAAUCUUUUUCUCUACUUUUAAACCAUCUUCGUUAACAAGCGUAUUUUAUACCGUCUUUUUUUCUCUUUUUUUUCAUAUACUCGUUCUAUGUUCCACUGGACUAUUCUUUGUUCUCUUU